This is a messenger RNA of Aspergillus glaucus CBS 516.65, 2954 nucleotides long. Its product is annotated as putative homeobox and C2H2 transcription factor. Lineage: Eukaryota; Fungi; Ascomycota; Eurotiomycetes; Eurotiales; Aspergillaceae. Bases 243 to 2828 code for a protein of 861 amino acids. Gene Ontology annotation, biological process: regulation of DNA-templated transcription. Gene Ontology annotation, molecular function: DNA binding. The transcript is spliced from 2 exons. The record is from RefSeq and is a predicted model, not a curated record.
GGCCAGUAACGAAGGUCAAUGGAGAAAAGAUGAUGACUCGACGCAGAAAAACGGGGCUUAUCUUCCUUCUACGCCUACAUACCUCCAAAGGGUAGGUAGACGAUUGGUUCGCUGCUACUCCGUACUCCGGAGAAAAAAGCAUACUCCGUAGGGGACCCUCCCCCGAUUAGCUGCUCCACGGCGCCCAAAGGUACUUCCGUGCACGGUUGAUUCUUGGUUUCCCUCGGUUUGGUCGAUUAGUAAUGGAGUACUUCGAUUUCGAAGGUGCCUCCCACGACUCCUUUACCCAGGAUGAUGAUGUGGCUUCAGAUCAGCUUGAAUUAGACGAAAUCGACGCCAUUGCCCGUCAAGACUCGCUUAUGUUGGACCAGUCGCUGGAGGGGCUUCCCAAUGGCCCUCCAGAGCAGGACGUCACCAAGCAGCAGGUCCCAGAUGCUGUCGAACCUCCCUCGGAGACUGGAAUGUUUCCAAUUGUUCGGACCAAGGAACCCUGCAAUUUCUGCGCGCGGAUGGGAUUGGAUUGCUUUGUUGCGAGACGGGGUGUGAUGCAGAAGGCCUGCACAUGCUGCAUCUCCCUUUACCGCGAAUGCAGUUUCAAUACCACCAAAAAGCCUGGCAAGUUCUUGGACACUUUACACACCGUCUCCGAAAACGUGGACAUUCCGACAGGCGGCCUGACUGGGAAGCGGGCGAUGAAGUCCCUUACUGGUGUGUUGACGCCGGAGGAAAUGGAAGCACGGUCGAAGAAGAACAAUGCUCGAUUGUCCCGAGAAGCGGUUCGCGUCCUGAAAACUUGGCUGUAUAACCAUCGCGAGCAUCCCUAUCCGAAUGAACAGGAGAAAGAGGAAUUGAAGGAGCGCACAGGAUUGAAGAGGACUCAGAUCUCCAACUGGCUUGCCAAUGCCAGACGGCGCGGCAAGGUCCGCUCUGCAAAUAGUGCCUCCCCGGCUCAAAAUAUUCCUAGCCAAGAACCCGACAUGUCCCUCAUGACACCAAUGGAAAGAUGGAAGCAUUCUCCACCAGAAAAUGAACCUGCCGACAAGUCUGAUAUUCUUCGCGCCCUGAUGACCACCCCAUUGGACCCCUCCAAACCACGACCGUCCCAGCCGGCGGGGCACGUACGUUCCCUUUCUCGAAAAACGGGGUCUAGCAACGAUGAAUCAAGCCUUGUCAAUUCCAAUCGACAACCUGCAUCCAACUCAGUCAGCAGCUUCGAAACCAGUCACUCCUCUAUGUCUGACUUCUCUUUUGCAUCUGCUUUCUCCCACCGAUCUUCCCUGGGAUCCUUCGGUUCAAUGGAUAGGAAGGAUCGUCGACGUCGUCGCAAGGCUUCUGCUCCUGUGAAUGAAUUUGCUCAGCAAAAGGCCCGGAGUGCCCGUAUCUUCCAAUGCACAUUCUGUGCAGACUCUUUCCCGACAAAGUACGACUGGCAACGGCACGAAAAAUCUCUUCAUCUGGCUCUAGAGAAAUGGACAUGCUCUCCCGAGGGUGGUACUGCGAUCAUUGAUGAUACACGUCGCUGCGUGUUUUGUAUGGCAUGCGAUCCGGACGACGACCAUUUGAUAUCUCACGACUUUAGCCUGUGCCACGAAAAGAUGCCUCAUGAGAGGACUUUCUUCCGCAAAGACCAUCUUAACCAGCACUUACGAUUGAUGCACAAUGUGAAGUUCCACCAUUCCAUGGACAAGUGGCGCAGCAUCACCACAGAAAUCAAAUCCCGUUGCGGAUUUUGUUUGACAACCUUCACCACUUGGAAAGAACGAGUUGACCACUUGGCAGCACAUUUCAAGAACGGCGCAGACAUGGCACAUUGGCAGGGCGAUUGGGGCUUCGAGCCAUUUGUGCAAAGUCGUGUUGAGAGCGCGGUGCCGCCGUACCUAAUUGGUCACGAGAGAAAGACACCGAACCCUUUCAAAACUUCGCAUGCUAUGGCUCCCUCAGAUAGCUCAUUCAAUGAGUUCUCUACAGGUCUCAAGGGAAGGCUUGAUGAUUCUAACUGCUAUAAUCGUCUCCAACUCGAACUCACGGCCUACGUCCACAAAAGCCUCGCGGCUGGCAUCAGUCCUACCGACCACAUGUUACAAGACGAAUCUCGAAGAAUCAUAUACGGAAACGAUGAUCCCUGGAACCAGACUGGUGCCGAUAACCCUGUUUGGCUAAGCGCACUCAAGCGCGAUACUGGACUCAUUCCUAACUCCGAGCAUAUCCAAUUCGACAAUCUGAUGCAACCACCAUUUGCAGCCCAGGGUAGUUUGCGACAGCCACCCAUCGAGACCAACUCUUUCGCAAGGACAAUGUACCAACAAGAUCCAUACAGCCUCCGCGCCAGUUCGUCAGGCUUCCAAAGCCCAGCACUCCGCACUGGUCGAUCAUCUACCGCCGCAAGCGCCCCUGGGAGCUCAUCCGGAAGCUAUGCCUGUAGUACUGGAGCCUUUCCAACAGCGUCUAACCCCAGGACCUCAGGCGAAUGGGGAGGUGUUCACUCGGCUGGUAUCUCGUCCUUGUCCACCCCCGUCAGCGGCUCCGUUGAUCCCUUUGCGCAAAUGGAGUUCGAUCCGCCGUUCAUGCAACAAUUUGACGAGGGCUAUGACGGAUUGCAAGAUGGACUCGAAGGUCUUACCUUCGAGGGUCUCGAAGAUGUUGGUCUUUCGGACGAUAUAGAGAAGUUGCCUGAGUCUCUGGAUCUGCCGGCGUUCCCUGCUAGCAAUGAGAUGUCGGUACCGAUUGAUAUACCCAGCCCAAAGCAGCAACCUGGCACCCAUGCGCCUGAUGCUUCUGGCAUGGGCUUCCAGUAUUACGGAAUGGAUAACCAGGAGAUGAAUCACUAACAUCUAUCUUGACGAGUACAAAUUAUGACCAUGAUAAAAGUUUCUUUCUUCGUUUUUGCCUAGUAUUGGCGCUCUUAUGACUUGACUUCUUAGUGCAUUGUUCUGUCAUUCGCAUUUAGUACAUAC